GGGAUUCCGCAUUGCUUGGCAGGAUUCUUUGCUGGCUGAAGGUUGAGCUCUCCUGCGUUCCCAAGCGGAAUCCUAUGCCGCGGGAGGUGAGGCCUUCGGAAAGUCCAAGCAGGCCGCUCAUGCUAGUCUAAAAAGUGCAAUUUCGAAAAUGUUUGAAAUGAGUUUGAAGCUGUUUUGAACCGGAAUUAGGCCCCGGGGCCGUUUGAUCUAACAGAGGGUUCUUGUUAUGUUGCUCACAUCAGCAUGAUCCCCACCAGCACUACCUCAGCACAGCAGGCUCCGGGCCGUUCCGUGCGCCUGAGACCUUGUAGGGAAAGUAAGGUAAAGGCGUGAAAGCGGCCCGCACCACGCCCCAGGAGCAGGAGAAGCUCCGGGAAACAGAAAGAACGUGGGAGGGGGCGAGCCCUCCGGGUUGUUCCCAAUUUGCGAGCACCCCCCCCCCCAAGUUGCGAGCCUUACGGGCGGCUGCUCGUCAUUCUAGCUACGCCCCACUCUAUUUCUAGUUACGCCCCCAAAGCGGUGGGGCUGCUUUUGACGGGGCCCACAGGGCCGCACCUGCGGAAACGGCGCGGCAAAGAACCUGGCCAGCCAGCCAGGGUUCCUUCUCAAGUUAAAUCAGCAAUACGGGUUCUUGUUAUGUUGCUCACAUCAGCAUGAUCCCCACCAGCACUACCUCAGCACGACAGCAGGGUCCUUCACUUUUUGGUUUUCCUCAACGUAGGCAAUCCGUUCCUGCGUGGUUUCCCGCAGCGGAGUAGAUAUAAGUAACCCCACUCUCUAAUUCACUACAUUGGCAUUUGUCUCUAUCGUAGCACAACAUAGUACUCACGCCACAGAGAAACGCAAGAGGACUAGCAUAUUGAUCUAGAUCAUUUUUUCCUGGCCUUCUGUACGGUAGUCCAUGUGCCGCUCCAGCAUCAUGUUGCUGACAACUUCCAAAGCAAGAAGAGCACCUUCUGCGCAGCAGCGCCGUACUUCCACUGCAGCUUGCACGGCAAUGCAGCUUCUUCUCUCGUCCACCCCAGCUGUGUACUGGCCCUUUUUCCCCUCUAGUACAGCUAUGUCGCUGACCCUGAAAAGUAAAAUGAAUCACAAACACAAACUUCACCAGAAGGUCCAGCAGCAGAAAAAGUUGCACAAGAAAAUGAAGAAGGUGCGGUGCGUGGGAGGGUUGUGCGACAUGUUAUUACCGGAUGAGGAGAAGCUCGACGAGGACCUUCUCGAAGAGGAAGAUGAUACCGAAUACGGUACAGGAGCUGGAGGUCUGCCGCCCGACGAUUUUCAACAAAACUCGACCAUGUGCGCCAAGCUCUUUCCGACCGAAGAAGGGUGUGAAACAGCACGAGGCUGCGAAUGGCUUUUAAUAUCCGAAGAAGAUCUCAACAACAUGGAAGAAAUGAGUAGGUGUCAUCCCAUCGACGAGACUUGUGACGCGAUCGCUUCGGAAACCUUGUGCGUGGAGACAGGGGCCUGUGUCUGGGUUGAAGUGGAAAGAACUACACUCACGUCAUUGAAUGUGACAGAAGAUCAUGAGGAUCAAACUUUGUCGGGUAAUAUUACAAAUUACAUGUGCGUCGGAGACACGUGGAAUAGCUCCAGCAUGCCCCGGCCGACGGGAUUCACGACCGAAACACCACGACCUGGAGGAGGUGGAGGCACGACCGCCCUGGGAGGAGCAGGAGGAGUAGAAACAAAUUAUGACCAAGAACAACAAGCCUGUCCCCCGGACAGUCCCCAGUCGCCGGUGCGAGUUUGCAGCUCUCGACGGCACCUGCCGUCGGGCAGCAACAACAGUAGCACGACGCUUCCAGGCGACCAGCUGCAAUUUCCCAAUCUGUGCGAGGCGGCAAAGGUCGGAUUUUCCGCGGAAGACUGCGCAGAAAUCGUGCCCUUCCGGUACUUAUCCUGUGCAAAAGUAUCGUACUCGUAUGAAUUGCACGUAUGCAUGACAAAUCUGGUUUCCUACCCAAAUCUGCAUUACAAAUUCCAACUUUCUUCCUGAUAAAAUUUGUCAUGCGAUUCGUACUCGUACGAUUCUUUUGCAAAAAUGCAUAGUACUAUUGGGAAGCCUCGCUGCGGAAAAUUUGUGCGCAGGGCGACGGAGGGGACAGCGCGAAUUGUGAGGGGAAUGCCGCUUUAUCCGCCCCGGCUCCGGGGUCGGCCGAGUGGACGGCGCUGGAGGAUGCGUAUUUGGCGGGCACAGGUCAGUACCCCAUUUUCACCACAGAGGAGCGGGCGACGUUUACGAACCAAUGCGUGUAUGCAUUGCAAAAGUAUCGUACUCGUAUGUAGUGAGGUCACCGAACGGUUCUAACCGGGGAGUUUUUUUGACACCCAGCCAGCAAAACGACCGGCAGUUUUCAAGCGGGCGGGAGUGUUUUUUGACGAAAAAGAUUUUCAAUUAUCAAGCGGCCGGAGCUUUGCCAACAAAAAAGCCUGGUCGAAAACUAUCGAUUCCCGCUUGAUAAAACGACGCAGGGGAGCCGGCAAAAGGGGCGCCCUUCUGAGGCGCCCGCCGCCUUAGUUUCUGGCGAUUUGGGGCGCCCCAAAAGGGGCGCGCAAGAAACGCGCCCAAAAUCAGAACAGCGAAACAGCAUGGCACGGCCGCGAUUUCGGAGCAUUUUGGGCGGCCGCGAAAGCGGCCGCCUUUUCGCCGGUUUUAGAGCCUGGGAAGCUUUGCAAAAAGCGCCGGCGUGAAAGAUAAAAACGCGAAAAAUAAAAAGCGCACCAGACGCGCAAAGCCAAUCCGCAUGCUAUGGGCCCGGUUUUUGUUCGCUUUUGGGGCGCCCCCCGUGGCACCCGGAUCGGCCCCAUAGCAUCGGGGCUGGCUUUCGGAAAGGAAUUUUGGAAAUGUGGCAAAAUUUGCGACGUUUCCCAAGUGGCCGCCAUACCGUGCGGCAUAACGUUACUCACGGUGGUAUGGCGAGCCCGUAAAAAGCAAAGCCGCGGCCAAGGCUGCGGUCGGCAAAAAAACGCCCACGACCUCACUACCCCCGCCCCGGCGGCUAUAUUUGGUAGUAUUGCAAUACAAAUUAGCUCAGCGUGACAAAUGGAAUUUCUCAUGCUGAUUUAGCUUGAAAAAGAAAUUUGUCUUGCAUGACUGUGAUUACUGUGCGUACGAUACUUUUGCACAGGAUAGUGUGCUGCUGGUCGAGGAGGAGCGUUGUGCGUGGGAGGGCGACAUUCGGUCGGACUGUGCUUCGUACAACGACACAACCGCCUGCAACGCCAUUGGCAGCAGCGGGAGCGGACCCGGCCCCUGUCGGUGGAACCUCAUACUGAACGUGUGCGAAGACAGGCCCGCCACCUGCGAGGAAGGGACUGAACCCGGGGACUGUGACAACUUCGCAGGUUCGGGGUGUAGCUGGAACCAGACUACGAGCCGUUGCGAGAUCCACCAGGCAGUAGUUGCUUCUCCAGUCGUCACCGUGGACUGUGCUUCGUACAACAAUGCCACCGCCUGCAACGCCAUUGGCAGUAGCGGGAGCGGACCCGGCCCCUGCCUGUGGAGAUCUUUUCGGAACGUGUGCGAAGACAGGCCCGCCACCUGCGAGGAAGGGACUGAACCCGGGGACUGUGACAACUUCGCAGGUUCGGGGUGUAGCUGGAACCAGACUACGAGCCGUUGCGAGAUCCACCAGGCAGUAGUUGCUUCUCCAGUCGUCACCGUGGACUGUGCUUCGUACAACAAUGCCACCGCCUGCAACGCCAUUGGCAGCAGCGGGACCGGACCCGGCCCCUGCCUGUGGAGAUCUUUUCGGAACGUGUGCGAAGACAGGCCCGCCACCUGCGAGGAAGGGACUGAGCCGUGGGAUUGUGACAACUUCGCAGGUUCGGGGUGUAGCUGGAGCCAGACUAUGAGCCGCUGCGAGAUCCAGACAGAAGUAGUAGCUCCUGCUGCGCAACCACUUGCCGGCCCUGCCACCUGCGAGGAAGGGACGGACCCCUGGAAUUGUGACAACUUUCCUGACUGCGUGUUCGAUUCCGACCUGGAGCACUGCGUGCACGCGGCAACCUCCCCGAUCGUGUCCGUGCCCGCUAGUACCUGCGCGGCCGCAAAAACGGAGGGCCAGUGCCAGCACGUCACCGACGAGGAGUGCGAAUUCGUCAAGGGUGAGUGUGUGGCGAAACCACCUAGCGGGUUUACGGAGUGCGAGACCGCGGGCGUGACCACCGAGCUGGGCUGCGUAAAUAUCAACGACAGCCGUGGGCUAUCAAAGAAGAAAAGCACUCAAGAAUUUAUUUUGUCCUCGGCGAUUUAGAUUUGUUGUCGAAGAUUUUUUUAUUGUUGAGGUUGUGCAUAAAAAUUGUCGGGAUGAUCUUCAUCUGUGAAAAGAUGAACAGAGAUCUGACUUGAGAGUUGUUGAUAUAGAUGAACUGUUUAUGCGGCGGGUGGACAAAAACAAAAAGUCAGGCCGCUCAGGUGUGGAUGUGCCGUGCGGGGAAUUCAAAGAUUCUUGUUUAUUUUCAUACAGGGUUUGCGAGUUUGUCGAGGGUGUGUGCAGACUGCGAGAUGAAGAGAACCCGCCUGCACCUCAGGGUUGAGUAAAAAAGUAUGGGAUGCAGCUGCUGCAUCUGUAUUUUGAAAAUACCACGACCAAGAGAAAAAGAAAUAUCUGUCAUGCUGCUUUCCCGGGAUGGAGAAGGAGAACAGCAUGGAACUUCGAAAACCGCUUUCAACUAAACAAACCUAUCUGCCCCCAGUAAAAAACCUAAUUUAUUUUCGCUAUUGUCCUCUUCGGAAUUGCAAUUGUCACAAGAAGCAUGUUGGUACCGAUGUCAUUUGUAAAAUUCGCGAAGCGCAGCUAGCCCCCUUACUUGCGCGGCUUUCCACAAAGUUUCAAAGAAGCAGCACCUCGAAGUCGUGAGACGGGGGUUGUAGCUCGCUCCACUCAUGAUCGCGUUGUCUCCCGGAACAGUAAAACUACUCAAAAAAAAGGUCUUUUGAACGAAUGCGAACACCAACACCCCUCGUCUCUUGAGAGAAAAAUAAACAU
Molecule: messenger RNA, 4997 nt
Organism: Amoebophrya sp. A120
Lineage: Eukaryota; Dinophyceae; Syndiniales; Amoebophryaceae
Source: the annotation of a GenBank genome assembly